UCUCCAGGAAGUGAGGGGGUUCAAGCCGACUGGCCUACCGCGAUGCAUUUUGGGAAAGCAGCAGCACCAGAUCCAAGAUGGCGGCCAGCAGGAGGCUGAUGAAGGAGCUUGAAGAGAUCCGCAAAUGUGGAAUGAAAAACUUCCGUAACAUCCAGGUUGAUGAAGCUAAUUUAUUGACUUGGCAAGGGCUUAUUGUUCCUGACAACCCUCCAUAUGAUAAGGGAGCCUUCAGAAUUGAGAUCAACUUCCCAGCAGAGUAUCCCUUCAAGCCACCCAAGAUCACAUUUAAAACAAAGAUCUACCACCCUAACAUCGACGAGAAGGGGCAGGUCUGUCUGCCCGUAAUUAGUGCGGAAAACUGGAAGCCGGCCACCAAGACUGACCAAGUAAUCCAGUCCCUCAUAGCACUGGUGAACGACCCUCAGCCUGAGCACCCACUCCGGGCUGACCUAGCUGAAGAAUACUCUAAGGACCGUAAAAAAUUCUGUAAGAAUGCUGAAGAGUUUACAAAGAAAUAUGGGGAAAAGCGACCUGUGGACUAAAAUCUGCCACGAGUGAUUCCAGCAAGUUUGAGCAGAGACCCCGAGCAGUGCAUUCAGACACCCCGCAAAGCAGGACUCUGUGGAAAUUGACACGUGCCACCAACUGGCGUCUGCUUGUGGCAGUUACUAACUUUCUACAGUUUUCUUAAUCAAAAGUGGUCUAGGUAACCUGUAAAGAAGGAUUAAAAAAUUCAGAUGUUCUAGUUCUGCUUGCUUUGUUUUAAAAAUCACUGCUUUAGUCUACUUCAAAAGAAUGGCAUUUCUUUUCUUGCCCAGAUUUACUCAAAGUUGCAGUUAGCCCAGGUUUAAAGAUAAAGGUUGUGGUUUCCUCUCCCUUCCCCGCUUCUCCCUUUUCGAUUUCCACUUCCACAGACCAAGGCCCCAGCUCCCCACAGGGGCGGCAGCAGCAUUGGCAACUUUGUCCUGUGCCACACUGCCCGUGGAUAAUGAAUAGCUCAAGUCCCCAUACCAGCUUAUUGACAUCUUUAAAAACUAUAGAACAGUAUCAGUGCCCUGCCCCACGGGACAUCCGUGCAAAGGGAAGCCGUUGGUUUUUGUUUGUUUGUUUGUUUUUUUACAUAAAAUCUUAGCAAAGGGUUUCCACAGUAGUAAUAGACUCAACAGACAGACCCCAUGGUCCACAUCAGUGGUCAGACUGUGCUGGGUCUUUGUGGGGAACCCUGUUAUAUCAGGUUUGUGGUGACCUUGAAGGGAGGUCUGCCAUUGGAGAAUACAGUGCACUUGUGUGAUGAAUUUCUCUCCAGAAAGGCUGACAGUCAGCAGUCCUUCCUACAGCUGUGGUAGAAGACCUGGUCAUCACAUACAAAGCAAAACCAGAAUAUUCUUUUGAAAUUUCAAGCUUCUCUACUACCAAGCUCUGAUAGGAUGUGCUAAGGUGUUCCCACUCCUCAGCACAGCAGGCACCACGGCCUUCCCUCCUUGGGGUUUACUCUUGGUGGGAUCAGCCAUGGUUGGUGGCUUCUGCCUCUUCCUCAGAGCAGCUCCUGGGGCAGCCCAGGAACAGGAUGGCUUUUCCCCCUCCCCUCUGGACCCAAAGCCUUUCCAGUCAAGCUCCACUUGAAGCUCAAUAAUAUCCUUUCAAUGUGUUUUAUAUUGUUUUGAUUGCCUUUUUUUGUAGAAAUAAAAUUUGAGCUUAGAAUUUAUCAUCAAAUGAACUGUCAAGAUUUGAAUGUUAAUGUCUUUUCAAGGGAAGUGGGACUGUCCUUGAAGCAGUAGUGACACCCUGAGGAAGCUGAUGGCCUGUCCGUGCCUAUGCUCACCACCUCACUUCUGCUACUAGGGGUUGAGAUCCUGUGGAGAAGAUUGCCUCAAGAAACCUUGCUUUCUGCUUUAACCUUAGUUCUAUAACUUUGGGGCUACCUAGGCUCACAGACUUGGAAAACAGCUCUGAGUUUUGCCUAUAAAGAAGUGAGACAUGUCCUCUCAGGCAGUGUGACUUUAGUUUUCCAAGUGUUUGGCUCCUGUGGUGCAUAAAUGAACUAUGCUUUAGUUCUAGGUAUGCAUGGGGCAGGUUUCUGGAGAUUUCCAUAUGCCCAGGAUGGUCAGAGCCCUGGGCCUGUGUUUCUAUGUCUGUCUCUUCAUUGGCAGAAAAGUGACAAUGGAUUUUAUUUCACUCACAUUCAGAUUUGUAAUAAAAUGCCAAACUCUGUCAGAAUUGUCCAAACAAACCACCAUUUUGUUGAUGUUGCUUUUCUGAAUCUAGAGAUAGUCCAGCUAUCUCAUUGCUUAGCUCUACCUGCCUGUUACCCUCACUGUUCUCUGCUCAUAUGGGAGUACUCUUAUGCCAGCAGCCCCUCUCAAGGGACUCUCAGCCCCACUGUUGACAACCAUGGCCUGCCCUGGAAGCAGAGGCCUGGCUUGGAGUCAGUGGUGUCCCUCUGGGCUUGCAUGCCUUGUCCUUUCCAACCCUGCCCUGGAGCAGGCUUUGAGCAAGCUGGCAGGGAGACCUGUGGAACAGCCAGCCACCCACCCCUGACCCAAGUUGGCUAAGGAAUUCACACCCCCCUGGUUCCUUGAAGUGCCCUGGUCUCACCCUGCUCUUUCCACAGUGGCAGAGAAGGCUUUCUAAGAUGCUGUGACCCUACUCUGUCCUUAAUAAAGAUGUUCUCAGACACUA
Molecule: messenger RNA, 2679 nt
Organism: Rattus rattus (black rat)
Lineage: Eukaryota; Metazoa; Chordata; Mammalia; Rodentia; Muridae
Gene: Ube2l3
Product: ubiquitin conjugating enzyme E2 L3
Exons: 4
Coding region: 78-542 (154 amino acids)
Source: RefSeq, a predicted model, not a curated record